AUGGCGACGGCGGCCACGAUGAACGGCUCCCAGCAGGCCUUUGCGCCGGUCCUCUCUGCACUCGCGACCAUGUCUAGUAACGUGGACCGGUCACAGAAGAGCCAGGCCCACACUUUCCUCGAGCAAUUCCAGAAAUCCGCCGAGGCCUGGACAUCCACAUUUGCGAUCCUGCAGUCGGCAGGCUCCACAGACGAAGCGAAGCUGUUCGCUGCGACGACGUUGAAGGGAAAGAUAGUCUUCGACUUUCACCAGCUACCGCGAGAGUCGUGGCCGCAGCUCCGGGAGACUCUCCUCCAGGUUGUCGCAUCCUACGCCAAAGGCCCCAAGCCGAUUCGAACACAGCUAUGCGUCUGUCUAGCAAACCUCGCCAUCCUCAUGCUCGACUGGAAGAAUGUGCUGCAGACGGUCGUCUCGACAUUGGGCAGCGACCAGUCCGGCAUAUCUUGCGUCCUCGAGUUCCUGCAUGUGCUUCCGGAAGAGGUGACAGAGGGGAGAAAGAUUAAUUUGGCAGAGGAUGAGCUGAGAGAGCGGCAAGAGGAAUUGCUGGAGCAAAAUGGGCAACACGUUCUGCGCUUGCUUACCCAGUACGCUCAGUCCACACCGGAAGCACCGAACAACCCACAACUCCUGGAGUGUAUUACAUCGUGGAUCCGCGAGGUGCCCUUGAACGACAUUGUCAACUCGCCGCUCAUGGACGUCGUCAUGGCCGCCAGUCAAUCCGACACUUCCUUCGAUGCGGCUGUCGAGACGCUUUGCGCCAUCUUCAAGGAGACGAGAGAAGUCGACGAGAACAUGAACACCAUCAAGGCACUGUUUCCGAGACUAGCAGCACUAAAGCCGCGGAUAGCAGUGGUCGCAGAGGAAGAGGAUUGGGAGACUUUCAAGGGCAUCACACGAAUCUUCGCAGAAGCAGGAGAGGCUUGGGUCAUCUUAGCUGCGAGACAGCCUGGCGACUUCCGUGGGCUUGUCGAGGCUGUGCUCGAGUGUUGUAUGCGAGACAAGGACCGAGAAGCUGUGUCACUGACAUUCAACUUCUGGUACGAGCUCAAGCAAUACAUCACCUUGGAGCGAUAUAUGGAAGCUCGACUGCAAUACGUCGACAUCUACUCCAACCUGGUCGACAUCAUGAUCCACCAUCUGCAGUACCCUGUGCCUGAGAAUGGCAACGACUCUGACCUUUUCGAUGGCGAUCGAGAGGCAGAAGACAGGUUCCGCGAGUUCAGACACCAGCUGGGAGAUGUUCUCAAGGAUUGCUGCGAAGUUAUCGGUGUUACAGAGUGCCUACAGAAGAGCUUCGUCAAGAUCGAACAGUGGGUCAGCCAGUAUGGAUCUCAAGCCAGCGAUGGCAAGGUACCGAACUGGCAGGCACUCGAAGCACCACUUUUCAGCAUGCGAGCCAUGGGCCGUCAAGUGCCAUCCGACGAGAACAUCAUGCUGCCACGACUCAUUCCGCUGCUCGUUCAGAUCCCCGAUCAGGAGAAGGUGCGAUUCCAAGCUGUGAUGGCUUUGGGUCGAUACACAGAAUGGACAGCGCAACAUCCAGAAACUCUCCAAGAUCAGCUCAACUUCAUCCUUGCAGCCUUCACGCAUCCCUCUCAGGAAGUCGUACGAGCAGCCGCACUCAGCUUCAAGUUCUUCUGCAACGACUGCGCAGACCUGCUAUCAGGCUACAUGCCACAACUACAGUCGUUUUACGAGAAGAACCUCGAUAGUCUCCCAUCGUCCAGCCAAGAGGAGACCACAGAAGGUGUCGCAUCCGUCCUCACGAAGCAGCCGCUGGACACUCUCUACGACUCGAUGAAGCUUUGCUGCGAUCCAAUACUGAAGCGACUGAUGGUCAUGGCGAACAAUGCAACAGAAAAGGAGCAGAAGCUCGCCAUCGCCGACCACCUGAACCUCAUCACAAUCAUCAUUCAAUGGGUCACACCUUGGGUUGAGCCAUCACAACCCCAUCCGGCAGUGAAGUACUGCCAAGAGAUCUUCCCAACCCUGGCCACCAUCUGCGAUGCCUUCAUCAAUUUCGUCCCGAUUGUCGAGAGAGUCUGUAGAUGCUGGCGGUAUAUGGUACUGUCGUACCGCAUUCACGCUGCCCCUCUUCUACCUCAACUCGCCGAGAAGCUGUCCUCCGGAUUUGGUACUAGCAGACAGGGUUGUUUCUUGUGGGCGACUGAUAGCGUGGUGCGGGAGUUUUCAGAUGUUUCCGACUACGUCUCGCGUGAAACUACCGACAGCAUAUACGCCUUCUACGAGCAGCAAGCUACCACCUUUUUGCGCGCUCUCAACGACCUGCCACCCGAAGACCUUCCGGAUGUGAUCGAGGACUUCUUCCGGCUGACUACGGACGUGCUACUAUACCACCCAAGCAAGCUUGUCGCAUCCGCGCUGAUGUCGCCGAUAUUGUCAGCUGCGUCAACGUCGCUCACGCUGCUGAAGGAAGAGCCGCUGAUAGCUACACUCCACUUCCUUCGCGACUUCCUUUCGUAUGGUGGCGAGGAGAUGCCCUCGCCUUCUUUCGAUGCCAACGAUGGUACCUACAGUCUUCGAGCGAACCCUCCCCAGAUCCGCGAUACUGUUAAGAGCCUUAUCGCUGCAGAGGGCGAGACACUCGUGCAACGCAGCAUGACUGGCAUGAUGUACACUUUCCCUCAGGACUGCUUUCCAGACGCAUCAGGAGUUCUUCUCGGGCUCUUCCAGAUGAUGCCCAACGAGGUGGCGCAGUGGACUGCGAAAACGGUACAGAUGUUGCCAGCUGGCAGUAUUGCACCACAAGAAUCGGAGAGAUUGCUGCGUAACAUCCAGCAGCGUAUCGAUGGGAAAGAGAUCAGGAAGAUCCGUAGCCUGCUGCAGGACUUCACGAAUAGCUAUCGGAGGCGUAAUGUUGCACCACGGGAGGGACUGGGUCGAUUGGAGGCGACCAAGUUUAGGUUUGCGGGCUGA
This is a messenger RNA of Fulvia fulva, 2937 nucleotides long. RefSeq lists its product as uncharacterized. The transcript is spliced from 2 exons. The record is from RefSeq and is a predicted model, not a curated record. Lineage: Eukaryota; Fungi; Ascomycota; Dothideomycetes; Mycosphaerellales; Mycosphaerellaceae. The coding region runs from base 1 to 2937 and encodes 978 amino acids. Gene Ontology annotation, biological process: protein import into nucleus. Gene Ontology annotation, molecular function: small GTPase binding. Gene Ontology annotation, cellular component: cytoplasm; nuclear membrane.